AUGGAGGAUCAGGCGCAAGGUCAAAUUGAACGUAUUCUUGACCACUCAUUGGACAAUCUUUCCGCCGAGGAUGUUAUGGAGUUGAGACGUACCUCUGAGCGUUCUCCUGUUCUUGACAAGGUCUCCCCUGCGGAGUAUUUGAACUGGCUUGACAAAGUCGGUGAUGAUAUCCGUGGUGCUGAGUAUGAUGCACAGAAUGCAUGUAUUGUCUUGAAAGGAUGCCCAGGCUGGAUGCAUGAAGCUGCAGCUGAUGUGGUCCGUGAAGUCUUCUAUCAAAUACGAGACAGAUUGAGUGCCGCUACUGGCUCGGACUACAUCUUGACCGGCAGUACAGAUUGUCUGUUAGUCGACAAAUAUGACGGAUCUAUAAAGCAAGCAGAUGCAUCUCUCAUGGAAUUCGAAGCUGAAUGGCCAGUUGUGGUUCUCGAGGUUGGCAUUAAUGAGACUACAGAGAAGCUCUGUGGAAAUGCAAAUCGAUGGUUGAAUGGUAGUGAUGGCGAUACCAAACUCGUUAUACUUAUCAAUGUUCAAGAGAUAGGCCAUAAAGCACUUCGCAGACACAUCUUGGAUUGGUACGGAUCUAAGAACAUUCGCCUUCAUGGUAGCUUCGAGCUAUCUGUGGAUUUAUGGUACAGCGAUGGUGUCGGGCAAUGUAUCUUGAACAAGGCUGCCUUCUCACGGGACAAUUUGAUCGACCUGAUGAUAAUCAACGAUGUGCCAAUAGACACCCCAUCUCCGGGCUGUCAGCUGGGGAUCUGGAGAUGGCAUCUAUCCCUGAAAACUGCUUUAUUCGUUCUUUUCUCCCCAGAAUUAAGACUCCCCGGUUUAAAAAGGUUGCUCCUGGCCUAG
Messenger RNA from Talaromyces atroroseus, 849 nucleotides. RefSeq lists its product as hypothetical. The coding region runs from base 1 to 849 and encodes 282 amino acids. The record is from RefSeq and is a predicted model, not a curated record. The transcript has 2 exons. Lineage: Eukaryota; Fungi; Ascomycota; Eurotiomycetes; Eurotiales; Trichocomaceae.